GCCCGUCCGUCGAAAAGUUUUAGACCGUAAAAUCCGUGAAACCAUCCAAACCUGAAUAAAUAGUGCAAUUAUUAAAGCAGCCACCAAUCGGUUGAAAUUGCUUCUUGUAAAGCCCUAGAAAUUAUACAAAAAACUUUUUCCUUGAAGUAAAACUUCGAUCCUCACGCUGGGUAAAAUGGCUAAACGCGGUGCGCAAUCGGAUCUGAAUCAUGACAACUGGAACGAAGAGGAAGAGGGCGAAGAAGCCGGUGAGUUUUCUCAGGCCCCCGAAGAGGAACUGAAGAAGCGCGUCUUCAAAACCGCCCGUCGACGAGGUACAGGACUUACGUCGGAAACCGAAGCCGGUUCGAGUGUUUUCAGCGGAUUCAAAGGUUUCUCCGCCGUUACUUCAACUCCGGCAGCGGGGGCUGCGGCUAAAGCACCAGCCGCCAGCUUGAUUUCUUUUCUAUCGAACUUUAGCGGUGCCAGUGCCAGUGGCAGUAAUCCCAAACCUGCCAACGGAGCCGCAUCGGCCACAACCAGCCCUUCGGCGGCAACCGGCGGGUCGAUUGGUAGUGCCACGACUUCCGCUCUCGGUGCCAGCAUUUUCGCUGCGACUGAUCCUAGCAAAAAGAUAUUUGCCGGUUUCGGAAGCCCACCCAAGGCAGAGCCGGCUGCCGGUUCCGGUAAAACAGAGGAGAAAAAGGAUGCAAAAACGGCCGAUUAUGCUGCCAGCAUUAAGGCCCUCAAUCAGUCGGUUUCGGCAUGGAUUUCCGACAAGGUGAAGCAAAACCCGCUUUGCAAGUUGACUCCGAUCUUCAAAGAUUAUGAGAAAUAUCUGGAGGAAAUCGAAAGCAAGAGCGCAGUUUCCGACUCGAAAGACACUGCUAAAACUACUACAACCGGGUACACGUUCCCAAAAGCAAUACCAGAAGUGAAGACCCAAGAGCCAGCCGUUAAACCGUUUAGUUUUGGUUUUGGUAGCUCAACAUCAACAUCAUCCUCGUCUGCACCGGCCAAGUCCGGUUUCACGUUCGCCAAUGUAGCGAAACCCACCAGCGAAGCUGACAAACCAGCGGGUGAUGCAGAGGAAGAUGAAGAACCGCCCAAGGUGGAAUUCACUCCAGUCGAGGAAAAAGACAGUCUCUACUCGAAACGUUGUAAGCUGUUCGUGAAGACCGACGGAAACUACUCGGACCGCGGCAUAGGAACGCUCCACAUUAAGAAAGUUGAUUCGAAGGUUCAAGUUGUGGUUCGAGCCGACACCAAUCUGGGCAAUAUUCUGCUAAAUAUCAUUCUAAAUGAAGCCAUCCCGUUGCAGCGGAUGGGCAAGAAUAAUGUGAUGAUGAUUUGCUUGCCAACGCCAGAAUCAAAGCCGCCGCCUACGUCGGUUUUGCUGCGCGUUAAAACUGCUGAAGAAGCGGACGAAUUGUACGAAACACUGAACAAGCAUAAACCCAAGUAGGCUUAGCGAAAACUUCUUCCGUUUUCCAAAUUCAAAAAAAUGAUAAAUAAAUUGUACACUUUUCUUUAAUU
This is a messenger RNA of Sabethes cyaneus, 1515 nucleotides long. It is a transcript of the gene Nup50, whose product is annotated as nuclear pore complex protein Nup50. The coding region runs from base 176 to 1444 and encodes 422 amino acids. The record is from RefSeq and is a predicted model, not a curated record. Gene Ontology annotation, cellular component: nuclear pore. Lineage: Eukaryota; Metazoa; Arthropoda; Insecta; Diptera; Culicidae. The transcript is spliced from 2 exons. Gene Ontology annotation, biological process: protein import into nucleus.